GUCGGAGUACGUAAACACACACAUACACACUCUCACACACCUCCCUCCUCGCGCAUGCAGCUGCCACUUGCGGUAGUGACGAUGAUGAUGCUGGCGUGCAGAGGAGAACCAAUGACAGCGCAGGAUGCUGAGGGAGGCUGCUCGGCUGAAUGGAGGCGACGUGAUGCCGUUCGUAUAGCAGCGCAAGAGAGGAAUUGACAUCGAGGGAGGCGCCUCCCCGUUGCUCCUUCCGACUUUGACCAGCUCCACCUUCCCAAGGACGUAAAUCGAGUCACCCAUGUGCGGUUCAGCGCACCUGUGCAGUAUCAUCGCAGCGCGCCCCCGUUAAGGACCCCCCUGGUGGCCGUGCGGACGACUCACGGGACAUGUACGGCAGUGCCAGAGCUGUAGGUCACUUAGAGAGCAGCCCCGCACGCUCCCCGCGCCUGCCUCGGUCCCCCAGAUUGGGCCAUCGGAGGGCCAACAGCGGGGGCGGGAGCGGCGCGGGGGGCAAGACGCUCUCCAUGGAGAACAUCCAGUCUCUCAACGCUGCCUACGCCACUUCAGGCCCCAUGUACCUGAGCGACCACGAGGGCGUGGGCUCCACGGCCACGUACCCCAAAGGCACCACCACUCUGGGUCGGGCCACCAACCGGGCCAUGUACGGGGGCCGCGUCACAGCCAUGGGCAGUAGUCCCAACAUCGCUUCGGUGGGACUGCCCCAUGCUGACCUUCUGUCUUACAGUGACCUGGGCUCCAUCUCCAUGCUGCACGCCCACCACCAUCACCACCAUCAGGGGGUGCCCUCCGCCCUGCUCAGGCAGGCGGUGCGGAGCAGUGGGGGGGAACUGCUGGAGAUGCAAGCCCAGUUCAGGGAUAUGCAGAGGGAAAACGAGAUGCUGCGCAGGGAGCUGGACCUGAAGGACAGCAAGCUGGGCUCGUCCACUAACAGCAUCAAGAGCUUCUGGAGCCCGGAGCUGAAGAAGGAGCGCAUCAUGAGGAAGGAGGAGGCGGCGCGCACGUCUAUCCUGAAGGAGCAGAUGAGAGUCACUCAUGAGGAGAACCAGCUGCUGGAUGCCAGGAGAACAAAGCAUCUCCAGAUGACCAUCCAGGCUCUCCAGGACGAGCUGCGCACGCAACGCGACCUCAACCACUUGCUGCAGCAAGAGAGCGGCAACCGGUCCGGAGAGCAUUUCACCACCAUCGAGCUGACCGAGGAGAACUUCCGCCGGCUGCAGGCCGAGCACGACCGGCAGGCCAAGGAGCUCUUCCUGCUGAGGAAAACCCUGGAAGAGAUGGAGCUGAGGAUCGAGACGCAGAAGCAGACGCUAGGAGCUAGAGAUGAGUCCAUUAAGAAGCUGCUGGAGAUGCUGCAGAGUAAAGGGCUGCCCUCGGGGCCCGGCAGAGUUUCUGAGGAGGAGGAGCAGGAGAGGAACAGGCGCAUUGCCGAGGCGGAAGCCCAGCUGGGACACUUGGAGGUCAUUCUAGACCAGAAGGAGAAGGAAAACAUCCAUCUUAGGGAGGAAUUGCACCGCAGAAAUCAGCUGCACCAGGAUCCAAGCAAAACAAAGGCCCUGCAAACCAUCAUCGAGAUGAAAGACACCAAAAUUGCCUCCCUGGAGCGCAACAUUCGCGACCUGGAGGAUGAGAUCCAAAUGUUGAAGGCAAACGGCUUGCUGAACACGGAGGACCGCGAGGAGGAGAUCAAGCAGAUGGAGGUCUACAAGAACCACUCCAAGUUUAUGAAGACCAAGAUUGACCAACUCAAGCAGGAGUUGUCAAAGAAGGAGUCCGAGCUGCUGGCUCUGCAGACAAAGUUGGAGACCCUCAACAACCAGAACUCGGACUGCAAACAGCACAUUGAAGUGCUCAAAGAGUCUCUCACUGCCAAAGAGCAACGGGCAGCCAUCCUGCAAACGGAGGUAGAUGCUCUGCGUCUGCGUUUGGAGGAGAAAGAGUCCUUCCUCAACAAGAAAACCAAGCAGCUUCAGGACCUGACCGAAGCGAAAGGCACUCUUGCUGGAGAGAUCAGGGACAUGAAGGACAUGCUAGAGGUCAAAGAGAGAAAAAUCAACGUCUUGCAGAAGAAGAUUGAGAACCUCCAGGAGCAACUGCGGGAUAAAGACAAGCAGCUCAGCAACCUGAAGGACCGUGUCAAGUCUCUGCAGACCGACUCCACCAACACUGACACUGCACUGGCCACCCUGGAGGAGGCGCUGUCAGAGAAGGAGAGAAUCAUCGAGCGUCUAAAGGACCAACGGGAACGGGAAGACCGAGAACGUCUGGAGGAAGUCGACGCCUACAAGAAGGAGAACAAGGACCUCAAAGAGAGAGUCAAUAGCCUGCAGAUAGAAUUAACCGAAAAGGAGUCCAGCCUCAUCGAUCUUAAGGAGCACGCAUCUUCUCUGGCGUCUUCUGGCCUCAAAAAGGACUCGAAGCUCAAGUCGUUGGAGAUCGCCAUCGAGCAGAAAAAGGAGGAGUGCAGUAAGUUGGAGACGCAGUUACAGAAGCAAGCUGAGCAUCUUUUCAGUCACGUGAACAAUCCUAAGGCCCACGAAGUAGAGCAUCAGUCAGGCUCAAGAGGGAACCCGGAAUACGUGGACCGAGUGAAGCUGCUGGAGAAGGAGGUGAGCUACUACAAGGACGAGGCCAGCAAGGCUCAGACGGAGGUGGAAAGGCUCCUGGACAUCCUGCGCGAGGUGGAGACCGAGAAGAAUGACAAAGACAAGAAGAUCGCAGAGUUGGAAAGCCCCCCUCACUCUGCCCCUCGCCCCACUCCUCGUACUAGUGGCAGAGCCCCCCCUGACCCGCUCCCCCCGAUGUCCGCUGCCCCCCAACAGAUAGGGGGCAUGGUGUGGGACUUCCUGGGAAAACAAGGAGGCAAAGAGCCGUCCAAGAAAGGUACAAACAUCAAACUGGGACCCCAAGGGGACAAGAAAGGUUUGGGACCGGAUCUCCGUAAGGACGGCUCCUUAGAGGGCGGCCACCACUCCAAACUGGAGGACCUGAUGAACACACUCGAGAGGACCAGGCAAGAACUGGAUUCCACCAAGCAGCGGCUCUCGUCCACGCAGCAGUCGCUGCAGGAGCGGGACAGCCACCUCACCAACAUGAGGCAAGAGCGCAGGAAACAGCUGGAGGAGAUUCUAGAGAUGAAACAACAAGCUCUGCUGGCCGCGAUUAGUGAGAAAGACGCUAACAUUGCACUGCUGGAAUUGUCUGCCUCCAAUAAAAAGAAAACCCAAGAGGAGGUGAUGUCCCUGAAGCGGGAGCGCGACAAACUGAUGCAUCAACUUAAACAGCACACUCAAAGCAGAAUGAAGCUGAUUGCUGACAACUACGAAGACGAACAAUAUCAUCCGCACGGCCCACACCACCCGCAGCCCCAGGCCCCGCACCCCCAGCCGCAAUCUCAGACCCAGUACGCCCACCCUCAGCACACCCAGCAGGUCCCGUAUGCGCACGCCCCUCACAUGCAGCACCCGCAGCACCCCCAGGCCGCCCCGCAGCACCCUCACCCCCAGCAACCGCAGCUCCAGUAUCCUCACGCUCAACAUCCGCAACACCCGCAGCAGCACCCGCAACACCCUCAACCGGCCCCCCAGCACUCACAGCACCCGCGCCCCCCGCAGCCCCAGCACCCGCACCAACAGCACCUCCAGCAUCCCCCGCAGCAUCCGCACGGACAUCUUCCACCGAAUCACCCGCAUCCCCAACACCCACAUGGUCCUCUCCAACCGGGGCCUCACCCACAACACCCGCAUCCUCAGCACCCUCAGCAUCCUCAACACCCUCAGCAUCCUCAGCACCCUCAGCAUCCUCAGCCCCAACACCACGGGCAGCAUCCACGCCACCCGUCGCCUCAUCAUCGUGGCGGUCCGGGUCGAGGACCCCCACAUGCUGGACACCGCCCUUCCCAGGACCAGGUUAGAAGUCUCUCACGUUAUCAGGACGACGAGGAAGGAAUAUGGGCAUAAUCGUUGCUAUGACAACCAAAGUUCAAAUUAUUUUAAGGGGUGAGAUCUUAUUUUAUUUAUUUUAUUUUUUUUAAAUAUAUUUUUUGUUCCACUGUUUGCAGCUUUUACGUUGUUGACAAGUAAAUGGCUUGUUGUUCAGAUGACUCGGCCACUGCUGGGGGGGGGGUAAAGCAGCAAGAAGCCAAUGCUGAAUUUCCAGGACACUGAUGAAACAUUUGUUACCUUACUCGGCAAGGAGACCUUUGGAUGGGAGACAUUUGUUUUGUGUUAGUUUAUUUUUUUUAUUUUUUGUUAGUUAUUUGGGUGGAAUGGGGGUACCCCUGCGGUGUACAAGUCAGGCGCUGGGAGGCUGACAGCUGAGCGGGUGACCUUGGAGCAGACCUUCUCAGCUUUCCCAGCACAGAAAUACUGUAUGCUACGGACAUGAAGCGGCUAAGGAAAGACCCCGCUCCUCCCGCCUCCUUUUCCUCAUAGCUAUCUUUCCACACUUGCCCCCCUGCUGAACACGAGGCCUCCUCAGGAGGUCGCAAGACUAUUCUCCACCCGCUCAUGGCCCCGUAUUCUUCCAUCCUGGCUUCCUUCUCGUGAUUGCUUCAAGGUCACGGCCGCCUCAGCUGUCGACUAUCCCCCAAGCCUGACCAACUCCUUCGGAUCUGGCUGCUUCUACCAUGUCUUCAUCUUCAUUGCCCUCUCCCAAGUUGACAACCGAAUCCACGUCAUAGCGACUGGGAAUCCGAAAUAUCUGCGAUAACACCCACAAACGGACCUUGUUUGUAACUUUUUACUGGUGUCGCCUUUUUUUUUUUUUUUUCUUUUGAGGAACUGAUAUUCAACGUGUCCAAAAAGUAAGAAUAGUGCGUGCCACACAUGCAGACUUCGGUGGUCAUUUUUCAAAGAGGUGCCUUGAAAUGGACACGAGGGCCCUCCAGCUUGUUUUCGCUUGAGUUUGCCGUCAUCUUCAUAUUACCUCAUUUCAAUCCAACAAAGUGAAAACUAAAAAAAAAAAAAAAACAAUCUAUGCAGACGUCUGCGUUGCAUGAAUUCGUGUAACUCACUGUCUGUUUUCAAAGUGUAAUUACCCACCUAAUCAGAGUGGCCAAAAAAGCGAGUAGAAUCUGAUUAUUAUUAUAUCAAGAGACUAUGCACCUACGCACCUUUUCUUGUUCCGGGAUGUGUUUUUUUUUUGUUUUGUUUUGUUUUUUUAAACUUAUGGUGCUCCAGCUGCAGGUGCUCAAUAGAAAUUGUGUCAGUGGUUCAAGGGAGUCACCACAUGAACAAUUAGCAGUAGACAACUUUGUACAUAUGUCAGGAGGGGCACUUUGUGAAUCAAUUGAAGAACCCCAAAGAGACUCGAGAAUCCUCGAAAUACAACAACUAGGAAGACUUGUCCUGUAGCCCACCACCAGUCCUCCUUAGUCCAGUCCUCUUCCACAACUAGUCUUCAUCACAUCCCCGAACGUAGUGACCUGUUUCAGUCCCUCUCAUUAAGGUGAGUGACCUCCUUAAAAAAAAAAAAAAAGUAAACAUAUGAUAGAUAUGCAUAUAUUAUACAUAGAGAGAAUUUAUAGAGUGUGUUUAUGUGUGGUCAGAAAAUGGUUUCAACUGACAGGAUUUAAAAACAAAAAAUGUUUUUUUCUUUAUGGUUAUUUUUUAUAAAUGGAUCGGGGGGUUGGGGGGGGGGGGUGUUAAGUGCUUUUUGUACAUCUGGAGAAAAACCCUGAGUGGAGAUGAACAUUCCCUGUCUGAAAAUACAAACACCGUGCAAAAAAAGAAAAAAAUCCCCAAAAGAGCAGAAAUACUGAUCUAAAUCUUUCUAGAAAUUUAUUUUACAUUCCUUUUACCUAUUUUACAUUCCUUCGACUGUCUUAGUCCAGAGAUUUUAGAGUGAGUGUGAGUGACUUCAGGGGAGGCACAACAGCUUGAGGGCGAAAAAAAAAACAAUACUUUCCAUCUUCUUACAGUUUUGUGUCACAUCCUUGUGUCAGUUCGAGCUGGAAGAUACGGUAAGAAAAAAAAAAGCUCUGAAUACUUUUUAGGCUUUACUGUCGAUCGCAACCGUGUGUUUUCUUGCGGGAGGCUCACUGUUCCACACUUUGAAAAGCUCUGUCUUGGCCCACGUGCUCACACUAAAUUGGCCUGUGGCGACAAAUCAGGUCAAGAAAACAUAGCAGAACUUCAACAACUUCCAUCAACGCACCGAUGUGUUCUGCCCGUUUGGAAUUUCAUUUGCGGGUGAGGAGAUCACGAUGAACACGGGUGUGGAAUGAUUUCUGUCAGGAUCUGCUUUUUUAUUUAUUUUUUUACUUGUCGUCUCGUCUCACGCAAGUGGUGACAUAUGACACGUUAAUUAGACUGUUACGAAACUCCCCCCCACCAUUUCUCUUUUCUGCCCCUAUUGACACGGUUGUCUCUUCGGUAUUGGACCAAGCAUUGGCGGGUGCGUGUAUAUAAAUCGAAAUGUAUUUUUCCAAUCUCCCACAAUGAAGUCAUCAUCUGCUUCCUACGUGAAGCUUCCGUCGGCUGUCACUGACCGAGAGUCUUAGUUUGUGUUUGUGUUUACAAUUGUAAGGCAAAAUUAAUCACGAUAAGGUUGUGUUUUAUAGGGGAAGACAAUGCAAACAGAGGAGCAAAAAAAAAAAAGAAAGAAAAAAUUGAAAGAAAAAUCAAGAAAUGAAAUCCUCUCACUUUACCAUCAGGAGGGCUGAGGACGAAGCCUCCCUUUUCAGGUCCUUUAUCCACUGAAUACUUGAAGUAGGGGGUUCUCCUACCAUGAAAUAUAUCAUUUGCAUUUCAAAGGUGUCCAUUUGUGCAGAUGUAAUUAUUUUAUGAUUAUUUAUUUAUCUGUUGAUUUAUUUUUUUACAUUAUGUGCCAAUGGGAGUGUUGCCGGAAGAAAGGAUGUUGUGCUGUUGCUGUAUGCAGCCGGAUUCCUCCGCAGCAAGGUCAAUCAUUGACAAAUGCUGGGCAAAAAUACAGAGCACAUUUUUACUUUUUUUUUUUAACUGUACAAAAACCUUAUUAUGAACAAUUCACUGUGAACAAUGCCAGAAAUAUUCAAUUGUUUUUUCUCUUUUUUUUUGCAUUAAGUUCUAUUUUUAUUUUUUUUACUAUGGUUUUCAUUUGUCGCAGAUGCCAGAUCGGAGGCUGUACUCUUUGUAAACGUCAAUGUUCUGAGCUGUACAGUGCUGAGCUAUAGGAGCAAGUUCAAUGUGAGCGUCCAGCAUGCCGAAUGAUUCCUUGUGUGAAUGUGGAGCAUCAUUCCUCACUCUUGCAUCGUGGCAGUGUGAUGUCGGUGUUUGGGAGUAACGUGCGUUUCAUUGUGGCCCCCCUCUAGUAGACAGCCUGUGUCGUGAGAGAGCAGCAUGUUGCUGGUGUAAAUGUUUCUGAGAAAAGUGCUUGCGGAUGGGUGUGUGGACAUUUAUUAUUUUUUUAUGGCAAUGUGCGUCUGAGUGUGUGUAUGCGCGCAUUUGUGCGUAUGUGUGUGUGUGUUAAAAUACAUGAGAGUAAAAGUGAUGUAAAUCAAUGUAUCAAAGGAAGAACCUAUUAAAAAAAAAGAAGAAAUGAAAAACUAGGGAGAAAGUGUUGCCAGACGCAUGGAUCCUCUGUGAUGUUUCCUGUUUUUUCAAGCCUGGAGGCUCUCCUCUGUGCCCCGGUUUGCUAUUGUAUGUGCUGUAACCGAAUAUUACUAUUGAGUGUUGGCCAGCUUGUUUAUAUCCAUCAAAUAAAAGUGACUUUCUUUCUGUCAA
Molecule: messenger RNA, 7700 nt
Organism: Hippocampus zosterae (dwarf seahorse)
Lineage: Eukaryota; Metazoa; Chordata; Actinopteri; Syngnathiformes; Syngnathidae
Gene: erc2
Product: ELKS/RAB6-interacting/CAST family member 2
Exons: 20
Coding region: 366-3956 (1196 amino acids)
Biological process (GO): neuromuscular synaptic transmission; maintenance of presynaptic active zone structure; regulation of synaptic plasticity
Cellular component (GO): cytoskeleton of presynaptic active zone
Molecular function (GO): structural constituent of presynaptic active zone
Source: RefSeq, a predicted model, not a curated record